AUGGAGGAUUAUGACGAGAAUCACCUGGGGAUAAAUUGGAAGGAGUAUCUGAAAAUUGUGCCAACCGAACACAGAAACCAAAAAAUCGGCAGAAGCAUGCAAAUCCAGAUGUUACAACGGCUUCUUGACGAAGGGUUGCAAAACCGGGAACCGAUCGUGAUGGACCAUUUUUGGAGAAAGAUAGUGGAUGAGGAGCAGUGGGAGGGUGGUUUUAAACCCUACAACGACCACUAUAGUCAUGUUCUUGCGAAGAAAGUGGAAAAGCUCAUUUUUCUCCCAAUAGAGUACCGGGCUCUCAUCUUGUUCAUCACCUCCCGUGUUGUCACCCCGGAUUUCCGGAAUCAGCUAGAGGAGGCCGAGUGCAAGUGUGAAUACGACAAUCGCCGCCGAAUCGUCAAGUUGGAAGUCAAGUUCAAGUCAAGUCAAGUUGAUUCGGUGAAGAAUGAUAAGGAGGAGCCCCAAGAUGUGCCAAAAAAUCUCCCGAUUGAAGCACAAGGGUUGACAAACAUUGAAAAAAAAAGCCGUCAAAUUCAUCAAAAAAUGGAGGAUUAUGACGAGAAUCACCUGGGGAUAAAUUGGAAGGAGUAUCUGAAAAUUGUGCCAACCGAACACAGAAACCAAAAAAUCGGCAGAAGCAUGCAAAUCCAGAUGUUACAACGGCUUCUUGACGAAGGGUUGCAAAACCGGGAACCGAUCGUGAUGGACCAUUUUUGGAGAAAGAUAGUGGAUGAGGAGCAGUGGGAGGGUGGUUUUAAACCCUACAACGACCACUAUAGUCAUGUUCUUGCGAAGAAAGUGGAAAAGCUCAUUUUUCUCCCAAUAGAGUACCGGGCUCUCAUCUUGUUCAUCACCUCCCGUGUUGUCACCCCGGAUUUCCGGAAUCAGCUAGAGGAGGCCGAGUGCAAGUGUGAAUACGACAAUCGCCGCCGAAUCGUCAAGUUGGAAGUCAAGUUCAAGUCAAGUCAAGUUGAUUCGGUGAAGAAUGAUAAGGAGGAGCCCCAAGAUGUGCCAAAAAAUCUCCCGAUUGAAGCACAAGGGUUGACAAAAGAAAAAGCGCCUAAAACACGCCAGAUUUCGGGAAUGUACGCGAUCCGUGCUGGUCGUGAGCGUGUCACCAACGAGGACUUCAUGAAUGCUGUCCGCGAAGUCGGUGACGCAUUGCGCCUCGAAACGAAACUCGACAAGAAGCCAGUCUAA
This is a messenger RNA of Caenorhabditis remanei, 1197 nucleotides long. RefSeq lists its product as uncharacterized. The transcript has 10 exons. The coding region runs from base 1 to 1197 and encodes 398 amino acids. The record is from RefSeq and is a predicted model, not a curated record. NCBI's taxonomy places the organism in Eukaryota, Metazoa, Nematoda, Chromadorea, Rhabditida, Rhabditidae.